Messenger RNA from Coprinopsis cinerea okayama7#130, 723 nucleotides. RefSeq lists its product as hypothetical. The transcript has a single exon. Lineage: Eukaryota; Fungi; Basidiomycota; Agaricomycetes; Agaricales; Psathyrellaceae. Bases 1 to 723 code for a protein of 240 amino acids. The record is from RefSeq and is a predicted model, not a curated record.
AUGCUUGCCGAUGAAGAGGUCGCGCCUGUCAAUCAUGACGCGGUGAACGAAGGACGACCCUUCCAAGCCACGACGUUCACGGUUCCACGUGAGGGUCGAACAUUCAAUUUCUACGAGCUCCCUGGCUUUGACGAACAAGGCAGUGGCCUCACCCCCGAAGAUAUCGUCGAUGCGUAUCGACUCGUCAGGAACAUUCAGGAUGGGGUCCAUCUCCUCCUCUUCUGCAUACGCAGGAGGAUCACGAGUGGUCUAUCGAGAAACUGGACCCUAUACCACGAUAUAUUCUGUCAAAAAGCUGUCUCGACAGUGGCGGUCAUCAACGGGUUUGAGAGCGGCGAAGAUCUCAACCAAUGGUGGAGCGUGAACGAGCGUGCCUUUAAAAAGGCAGGAUGCACCUUCAGCGACCAAAUUCUGGGGACGACAAUGCGAGCGGGAACUCUUGAUUCCGUAUACGUGUCGACGAGGGAGAAGGUGCACGAAAUAGUCCCCGCCCUCUGUAUGCGAUCAGAACCAUGGAUCGUCAAGGACAGGGUCAAGUGGCUCAAUGCCGUUGCUUAUAGGACCGUCAAGUUGAGAUUCUUGUGGUGGACGAUUGGAAAGCGAAGGGUCGCGGUCGAGGAGGUUUAUGGGGAUUUAGAAAGGUUGAGGACAGAAUGUGGCAUGAGCAAGACUCAGGUCAAGGAAAUCGAGAGGUUGUUGCAGAAACAUGGUAUCCUUACUUAG